Molecule: messenger RNA, 1038 nt
Organism: Sycon ciliatum
Lineage: Eukaryota; Metazoa; Porifera; Calcarea; Leucosolenida; Sycettidae
Exons: 1
Coding region: 1-1038 (345 amino acids)
Source: RefSeq, a predicted model, not a curated record
AUGGCGGCGACAACCGGAGCAACGCUCGCCACAUCAUCCGCCGAGUCACUGAACCUCGACCCCCGAGCAACGGCGCUAUGGUCGGACAGCAGCAACGUUCUGCACUGGAUCACCAACUACAGCCGCACCUUCAAGCAGUUUGUGGCUAGUCGAGUGGGCGAGAUUCAACGGCAAACCAAUCCUACCCAGUGGCGGUACGUGCCCACCGCGCUCAAUCCAGCCGACCUGGUCUCUCGAGGAAUGCCAGUGCAAGAGUUGGCGGGAAGCAGUUUAUGGUGGAACGGUCCCGGCUUCUUGGGUGCCGCUGAAAGUGAAUGGCCAGUUCAGCCAGAAUUGAAGCCCCGUCCGUCAACUCUGGAGUUGAAGAAAGUCAAUCAACCGACGGACGAGUCCAUCGAGCUGACUGCGGUGACCGUCGACCAAUGCCACAGCGAGCUGAAUCGUCUAGAGCCAAGCCGCUACUCCGACUGGGUACGAAUGUGCCGUGUUCAUGCUUGGUUUGUGCGAUUCGCUACGAAUUGCUCAGUACCACCCGCACAACGAGAGUUUGACGAAUUAUCGCCACCAGCGAUCCGAGACUCUGAGGAGUUCUACAUCAAGCGAGCGCAGCAACAGUCGCUACCAGAGUAUGCUGCAGUUAAGGCAGGCAAGCCGAUCCCUGCAACCAGCAAGCUGGUCUCGCUCAAGCCAAUGAUUGACGACGCUGGCCUUCUACGCGUCGGAGGUCGACUACAGCAUGCAGACUUCUUGACUGCAGAACAACGCAAUCCGAUCGUCCUACCACGAGGGGAUCAUGUGACACAGCUGAUUGUCAAGGCAUGCCACGAACGAGGAUGUCACGCGUUCGGUGUCAGCCAUACGCUAGCCAAACUCUCGUCGCGCUACUGGAUCGUCGCUGGCCGCGAAGAGGUGCGAGCUUGGGAAGCCAAGUGUGCGAGGUGCGCCCGGAACCGUACGAAGCCGGCAAUGCAGGUGAUGGCGCCACUACCUAAGGUCCGAGUUAGCCUGCCGCUACGCGCAUUCGCCGAGUCUCUGUAG